Pseudoliparis swirei is the source of this 7824-nucleotide messenger RNA. RefSeq names its product cAMP-specific 3',5'-cyclic phosphodiesterase 4D-like. Gene Ontology annotation, biological process: signal transduction. Lineage: Eukaryota; Metazoa; Chordata; Actinopteri; Perciformes; Liparidae. Gene Ontology annotation, cellular component: cytosol; nucleus; perinuclear region of cytoplasm. The coding region runs from base 2581 to 4818 and encodes 745 amino acids. Gene Ontology annotation, molecular function: 3',5'-cyclic-AMP phosphodiesterase activity. The transcript is spliced from 18 exons. The record is from RefSeq and is a predicted model, not a curated record.
CACUUAAAAGCUGUUCUAUAAAAAUGGGUUUUAAGAAGUGAUUUAAAAGAAGUUACUGAUUCUGCUGAUUCUGCAUAUUACACUCAAUACAGACUCUUACAAUAUUAUAAUUCCAGCGAAUGCUGUCCAGGUAACCUGUGGGGGAAGGGAAAGGACUAGUUGAGUUUUCUUUUUGGGAAGUGUUUCAUUUUGCCAGACGAUGCCGUGUCGCCGUCGAGCUGCCGAGUCGCACAACGACCUGAACUUUGUCGAACUGUCGAGAAUCUUUCUUUGACGAUUGUCCCUUUGUGCUUUUCUCUUUUGUCCUGUUUUAUUGCUGCAUUGUGUCGGACUUCCUUUCCGGACUCUGCAUAGCUAAGCUUUUUUUUCACAACCAGUGUUUAGUCUACAUCCAUCACCUUCCUCUGUGUUCUGUUUGUUGCAUGCAUCGCUGUGUGACCAAUGCAAUUGUACAGCGCUUCCUUCAAGGAACUGUGACACCAAAGACUCUCACGUGGCAGGGUGCAGAGCGACGCUCUCUCAGCGGGAACGAACACGGAUCACGACAGAAUAGUUGUGACCGCGCUGAAUCCCCACGCUUCAUUUCCACUCUCCGCCGGCCGCUCAGAACGCUCAGCCGGCACUGACCCCCUUCUCGCUGACUGUUGCACGUGGACCUGGUUGUUCCCAGCGGCAGCACGUUCACGCUGAGAAGAUCCCGUUCCACGUCCUCCCAAAUGGUCUUUUAUUGGAUUGAGAUAAGGGGCCUUGGCAGGUCGAUCUGCAGGCUGCUAAAGUAAGAUGAGGUCAAGUGUAAUUUACCGCAACAUCUUCACACAAUCAACAUAGGAAGCAUAAAAGGGUCCUUAUGCAUCAGCGCCGCCACCCGUCUGCAGCUUUGACACCUGUGAUUCAUGCUGCCGACGGUGUCUUCAGAGGCUGGCGGGCACUUCCUCCAUCGAGAUGCUUCACUCUUCAGUUAUUCCACUCUGAUCCUGUCCCUGAUGCUCUGAAAUGCCCCCUGCACGGUUCCACAUCGCUGUUAUUUUAUACAUACGUGGAUGUGUGUUGCUCACCUAUUAGCUUGAUCAGAUUUCUUAAAGUAACAUUAUGCAACAAUUGUACCUUAAAAUAACAGCUUGAAAAAAAUUGGGCCGCUACAAUGACUUUUAAUAUGGCGAUUUGCGGCUCCGCCAUCGGGGGUCUGUGGGGAAAUAACUCCGCUAUGUAGGAUUCUGGAGCCGCCCGAUCCGGGGCGGAUGGACUUCGACCUGCUUUCUGGCAGUGAUUACGCAACGUCAUAUAGUGCCAGUCCACGCUCGCAGCUCCAGUAUAAGGGCGAAGCAAGCGAAGUCUCUUGUCAUGAAUUACACGGUCCAAUGUAAAUUAUGAAUAUGUCGCUUUUUGGUGUUGUCAACAAUAUUGUAUUCGAUCACACGUACUCCACAUUCAAACAUUUAGAAAACAACGUAUAUAGGCUGAAAACGCGAUCGGUAUUUCAUCUAAACUAAAUGUUGUCAUUCUUUUGGUUAUGUUAGCAUUCAUCUCCGAUAUCACAAUGAAUAAAACUAUGCAGUCAUAUUUAUGUAAAAUCUUUGAAUAUUCUUACCUUAUCGGUUGACAUCAUUUCUUCUUGGUUUCUGACUUCGUCUGGUCGUCAAUGCAAGUGUAUGCGAGGCUGCAUCUAUCGUAAUUGGGUAUUUACGACACUGAAGUAAACGUUAAAUACCUCCAAAACUGAAGGGGGCGCUAAAAGGGAAAAACUCCAUUAUGGGGCUUUAAGCAACAUCAAGACUUUUUUGGCAGGGUAUCCCUCUCACACACACACACACACACACACUUAUAUGUAUUCUAAAGGCUUGGACACACACGCUACGAGCUUCCAUGUAAGUGCAGGGCCUCAUCCCAGUGUGGUGAUGUCAUCAGGGUUUUACUGAGGGAUUACUCUGACAUCACUGGGACUUCUGUCAAGUUAAACCAAUUAGCUCCUGCGCGUGUUAGCGGCGCGCCACGGCUCGAGCUGCGGACGCGUCCAUGUGCGAUCGGGUGUUCUGCGUCCGGUUAUCCUCCACCCGUCCUUCUCUCCGUUCGUGGGAUCAUUAUAAAACGGGCCGCGGGAUGUCGAGUCAACGGCAGACGUUCGAAAGCGUCGCAGGACUGGUCCGCAGCCCCGGUAAUGAGAAGCGGCAGCAUUCCAUGAUAUAAUUACUCAACAUGUACCGCAGGCCCACGAAGGGACACUCAAAAGAACAUUUCAUGUGAGUGGACUCGGCACGACAGAUCUCAUGUACAGAACCGGUGGUCGGUGGCGUGGUGUGAUCUGCAGCUUGAGCUUCUUAAGGAUGACGCCGUAGCUCUCCCAGCUUGAGUUGCAGCAGGGGGCGGGGCUUAGCGAGCGGUCCAUCCAUUGCUGUUCUUAACCCGAGAUGCAGCGGUUCUGGUCUUCUGGCUCUGCGCCUCAGGGACGCCGAGUGACGUCAGACUGACGGAUCUCUGGGUUUGGAGCAGCAGGAGUUGAACUCUGGAGACUCUGCGCAGCGGAGACUGCCCCCUGCUGGCGGCGGAGAGCAGUGAGGAGAUGCGUCCCUCGGAGGGAUUUAGAUGUGUCUUGAUGGCAGUAAUCAUACACAGAUCGCCCGCUACCGCCACGCCUGCUCCAACGGCUCAACCUACACCACGAACAAGCCCAUCGACAUCAAGCCUCGUGGCAGGAAAGGUUUCGACGUGGACAAUGGCACGUCGUCGGGCCGCAGCCCCCUGGACCCCAUGGCCAGCCCGGGCUCAGGCCUCAUCCUGCAGGCCAACUUCAUCCACAGCCAACGGAGAGAGUCCUUCCUGUACCGCUCCGACAGCGACUACGACCUCUCGCCCAGGUCCAUGUCCCGAAACUCCUCCAUUGCCAGUGACAUUCAUGGCGAAGAUAUGAUUGUAACGCCGUUUGCACAGGUUCUCGCCAGCUUACGGACCGUACGAAACAACUUCGGCGCAUUAACUAAUAUACAGCAAGACAGGGCAUCCAAUAAGAGAUCACCCAUGUGUAACCCACCACCCAUCACCAAGACCACCUUUACGGAGGAGGCCUACCAGAAACUGGCCAUUGAGACCCUGGAGGAGCUGGAUUGGUGUCUGGACCAGCUGGAGACGCUGCAGACAAGACACUCUGUCAGCGAGAUGGCCUCUAACAAGUUCAAAAGGAUGUUGAACAGGGAGCUGAGUCACCUCUCAGAGAUGAGCCGCUCUGGGAACCAGGUGUCUGAGUUCAUCUCCAGCACCUUCCUCGACAAGCAGCAUGAGGUGGAGAUGCCCACCCCUCAGUCGCAGAAGGAGAAGAAGAAGAAGAAGAACAAGCCCAUGUCUGAGAUCAUUGGGGUGAAAAAGCUGCAGCACUCCUCCAGCCUCACAAACUCCAGCAUCGCUCGCUUCGGAGUCAAGACGGAGACCGAGGACGAGCUAGCGACGGAGCUCGAGCACGUGAAUAAAUGGGGCCGUAACGUAUUUAAAAUCGCAGAGUUCUCCGGGAACCGGCCUCUGACGGUCAUGAUGUUCACUAUAUUCCAGGAGAGAGACUUGCUCAGAACAUUUAAAAUUCCAAUCGACACCUUUAUCACAUACCUGAUGACCUUAGAAGACCAUUACCAUGGCGACGUGGGCUACCAUAACAACAUCCACGCCGCUGACGUCACCCAGUCGACUCACGUGAUGCUCUCCACCCCCGCCCUCGAGGCCGUGUUCACAGACCUUGAGAUCCUAUCUGCCAUCUUUGCCAGUGCGAUCCACGACGUGGACCAUCCCGGCGUCUCCAACCAGUUCCUCAUCAACACCAGUGUAAUUGCUGGAGUUAAAGCGAUGCUCGGUGUGCUCCGUGCAGAUUCAGAGCUCGCGUUGAUGUACAACGACUUGUCGGUGCUGGAGAACCACCAUCUAGCAGUUGGUUUUAAGCUUCUACAAGAGGAGAACUGCGACAUCUUCCAGAAUCUACCCAAAAAACAAAGACAAUCGCUGCGAAAGAUGGUCAUCGACAUUGUUCUAGCAACCGACAUGUCCAAGCACAUGAAUCUACUGGCCGAUCUGAAAACGAUGGUGGAAACCAAGAAGGUGACCAGCUCUGGGGUCCUGCUGCUGGACAACUACUCCGACAGGAUACAGGUUCUCCAGAACAUGGUGCACUGUGCGGACCUGAGCAACCCCACCAAGCCGCUGCAGCUGUACCGGCAGUGGACGGACCGCAUCAUGGAGGAGUUCUUCACCCAGGGCGACCGAGAGAGGGAGCGAGGCAUGGAGAUCAGCCCGAUGUGUGACAAACACAACGCCUCGGUGCAAAAGAGCCAGGUUGGUUUUAUCGACUAUAUCGUUCACCCUUUGUGGGAGACCUGGGCGGACCUGGUCCACCCGGACGCGCAGGACAUCCUGGACACGCUGGAGGACAACAGGGAGUGGUACCAGAGCACCAUCCCCCAGAGCCCGUCUCCCACCCUGGACGACCCCGAGGACGGCACUCGGCCCCCGGGAGGGGACAAGUUCCAGUUUGAGCUCACCCUGGAGGAGGACGGGGAGUCGGACACCGAGAAAGACAGCGGCAGCCAGCCGGAGGAGGAGGAGGAGGAGGAUGACGAGGAGGAGGAGGAAGAUGAAGAUGAGUUGAACAGCUGUACUGACUCUAAAACGCUCUGUACGCUGGACUCUGAAUCAACAGAGGUUCCUUUGGACGAACAGGUGGGGGUGGAUGAAGAGGAGGAGGAGGAGGAGGAAGAGGCGAAGACAACCUGCACACAAGCGUGUGGCGUGGAGGACGGAGUAGCAGAGCAGGAGGCGGGAGAGGAGGAGGCCCCGCCCACAUAGCAGUUCACGGACAGCACCUGACGAACUGUUCUUAGUAACGACAGAUGGUUCUUUACGGAGUAUUUGUUGGUUCUGUGGAGUCCGUCUGUGUUUUUGAUACCUCUGUGUCGACGGCUGCUCUCCACCUCGGCCUCUCCUCCCGUUCAGACGCGCCGCCGGUACUCCUUAGACCUUUUUUUGCACUCAGGAAAACUCCUCUUCAUUCCCGUCCGCGCCGAAGCGGCACGUCCCGUUCUCUCGGCGGGAAGUUUAACCGCGUUUAAUCAAAGUGCCCGUCCUCUAGAGACGGCCAUCGCCGUUUUUCAAGGAGCGUCCCCACCUCGGCCGGCCCCUCCCCUCUGCAGAGGGCGUCUCGUCGCCGCGGAGACGGGAGCCGCGGCGCACUGGAGUCGUGACGGAGAAGUCUUCCUUGGAAACCGGACUGAUGCGAAGCUCAGAUCCACGCAGCGACGGCGCCGUCCCAGACCUCUUUACGUUUUGUAUCGUACUGUACGUGAGAUUCAGAUAUUUUCUAGAAUUUACUUUUUGCAAUCUGAGGCUUUUCCUUUCGUCGGCAAAGAAGAUGAGAUCACUUUUGGAAACCAGUGGCGAGAAACGUGUCCCAGAUAUCCAGUGUUUUGACUGGAUUACAUUCGGAGUGUUGGAGGUCACGACUAUCCCCACGGAGACGCGGUUAGUCUGAUGAGUCACAUUUAUACAUAAUACCUAUUGUUUGGGUAAUAGUUUUCACUGAGAAAGGUUCAGGAACCUUGCGCUUUACUCUCAUUGAGCCAGUUCAUGCUGUGGAUGAAGCCUUCGCGUGUUCUUGUUGUUGCCUGCAGUUCCUCUGAACGCAUCCUGAGACAAUGCAAUGCUUUGUAGUGGAUACAAAAAGCACCUUUUCUUCUUUUUUUUUAGAAGCUCUAUUCGUGUUCAGAGUAUUCCGAAAUAUUAAUGCUGUUCAAAACCACUGGUGUGAUUUUAUACCAACGUCAUGAGAGAUUUUUACUGUCCUUCCUUUUCACCAACAGCUGCAUCCCUGCUUGUUUCCAGCCACUUUGGUUUCUGUUGAGCGGCGUCAACUUAUUUCUCAUCUGAAUAAUUCUUCGCUUUUCCGCCGCCGCGUUGAAGCCAGUCGCCGUCUCCGUUGUUUCCACAAGACAAUCAGCUCCGCUGUCGUCAGACUCUCCUCCACGUAGAUACUCUAAUGCACUGAUAUGUAUUCAUAUAUCGCCGCUUGAAUAUGUUCGAUAUGUUUAAACUCGGCAAAACACUCGCUCAUGAAUACCCGUGCCGUCUCACACCUCGGCCAAGACACUCUUCCUUUUUCUAUGUUUCUAUCAUUCUUUUCACUUUACACCUGAUGCUAUUAUUUAUUGGUAUAUUUUUCUAUUUGUCGUUUUUGCAAUAUAACGGUGGUACAGUAAAUAUUUAACUGUAGCAUAGACCACAGUACAGGCUUGGCUGUGACAAUACCCAAAUAUACUUCUUUUUUUGUUCUCGGUGUGUAAAUAAAAGAAAAAAGAAAAAUUAACAAAUGUAUAAAAAAAACUGACAAAAAAACAACACUUGAAAUACUGCACAUUGCUUUUUUUUUAAAGAGCUUGUUUUGAUUGUGUUAUUUCCAAAACGUUUUAUUUAAUCUUUCAUUUCGUGCCAAGACUUCUCUCUUUUCUUUCAGCCUCACCCAAUGCCCUUACCUGUAAUAAAAUGUUCUGGUUUUAUCGCUGUUUACAAAACAUAUAUUUAUUGUGCUGUAUAUAAUAUAGUUAUUAAUGUUAUUACUAUCAUAAUGCCGUUUGUUGUAAAUGGUUGACUCUGAUCAUCCCUUUUGGUGAUGGCGUGGCUGUAUUACGUACCUCUUGGUGAGAGUUUAUUACACUCCAGUGUAAAAUGAUCCAUCGACAUGCUGCUGACCCGAGGAGUCGCUCGGUGCAGAGAGGGGGAAAGCCAAAUUGUUUUCUAAAAAGAAACUGUUCCUUGGCCCAUGGGCUGUGCCUUAAAUUCAACGCAUGUCAUUUAGUUUCCUUUGUGUUUUAUCUAGUUCUGUUUGCUGCAUCGUGGUGACUCCUGCGGCUCGGGCUUGGCCUGGUGUCACGUGGUACAUUUGAAAACGUUGCCUUUUUUUUAACUCUCGCAGCCAAACACACGUUCGCUCUCUCCAGGGAAGAGAAGGAGAACACGUGGUCCGCGUGCAGCAUUCAGGUCAACCGCGAGCCGUAGAGGCGCGCUACCGGAGAGACGCGCGCGGCCUCCGGGUGGCCCGGUCGGAGCCUCCCUCGCGCCCCGCCCACUGAUGUGACUCCGCCCACGACACGGCGGCGACUUUGUGUCCGCCGCGUGCACGCGGGUCGAGCCACAGCUACACGCACACACACACUGAAAUGGGGCGCGGCGGGAGCGCGCAGCCGGACCGCAGCCGACGGAGCACCGAGGCGUGGAGGCACAUCUGCAUGUUCAGCCACUGCUGCAUUAAUUACGGCUGGAACACUGGCGGUGUGUCGCUGAUCUAAGCCCCGCCCACACUUCCACUCGCAUUACUCGCAAUAUCCAAAACCACUGACAUCUUUCUGCCUGGCCGGGAGAAGGUUUCGUAUAUUUCUGUAGUGGAGGGCGGGUCGGGGGUUCCGGGCGGGUCGGGGGUUCCGGGCGGGUCACUGUCCCGACUCGGGACUCUUAUUUUGACACAUACUGUAGAUUCUAAACAGCCCUGGACCAACGGAAACAGUGGGUUCUUUUCUCAUUACGUGUUAUAUUUUUUAUGGUAUGAAAGGAAAACACAAACUGUAACUUAAAAAAAGGUCUUCAAGACAAUUAUUUUUUGGGGUUAUGUCUUUAGAAUGCCAACUUGUCUGUAAGUUUCACAAGACAAGUCAAAUGUUAUUUUAAUGGAUUCCUUGUUCUUUGCAGUCUAUUGGAUAGCACUGUAGAUCAUACAACUUUAUGUAGAAAAAACAAUAAAAAGAAUGGGAAAAAAAAGGUUUUAUAUGCAAUGGAUUAAAUAAAAGCAUGGGUUGAUUCUGCCUA